AUGCGGUCAGACAUGAGUCACCAGCAGUUGCAGUCUCCUUCGCACGACGACGAGCCAACAGGCAAUUUUAAAUCAACGGCUGUGGAAGAACCUGUUUUCCAGACUCUGAACUUAAGCACCCUUGACGCGCCCCAGAAUAUAAAGAUAUACAAGGGUAUUCAAGGUUACAAUCAAGUGAAAAUUGCCAAGGAAGACCAGCUCAAGACGAACUUUAUGACAGAUUGGGCUGAUCAUUUGAACUGCCUGGGACGAUGUCUGGACCAAUGCGAUAAGUACGGUAUAUCAUUGAAUUUAGAGAAGUGUCAAUUUGGGGUCCCCUCUGGAAGACUCUUGGACCACAUAGUGUCCAGCCGCGGUAUUGCUACGGACCCAAAUAAAGUAACUCGAAUAUUAACUUUACCAAAGCCAGAAACGGUGUCAGGAGUACCUGGCUUUGUGGGCCAUGUCAGCUAUUAUCGGCGUUUUAUUCACUCCUUUGCGGUACUUUGUCAGCCAUUGACAAAUUUGCUAAAAAAACCACUAUUGGAUGGAUCUAGUCCCGUAUGGACGGCAGAAUGCAGUGUUGCCUUUGAGGCCUUAAAGCAAAAAUUGGUGUCUGCACCAAUACUGGUUGCCCCAUGCUGGAAGAAACCAUUUCAGGUUUAUGUCGAUGCAUCCAACAUCGUGAUUGGAUCAAUAUUGAGUCAGAAGGAUGACAAUAACCGUGAUCAUCUAAUAUAUUUUGCGAGUCGACAAUUGGUUAUGGCCGAACGGAAUUAUAAUACUACCGAGUGA
This is a messenger RNA of Physcomitrium patens, 774 nucleotides long. NCBI's taxonomy places the organism in Eukaryota, Viridiplantae, Streptophyta, Bryopsida, Funariales, Funariaceae. The record is from RefSeq and is a predicted model, not a curated record.